Molecule: messenger RNA, 3142 nt
Organism: Canis lupus familiaris (dog)
Lineage: Eukaryota; Metazoa; Chordata; Mammalia; Carnivora; Canidae
Gene: RAI2
Product: retinoic acid induced 2
Exons: 9
Coding region: 1195-2772 (525 amino acids)
Biological process (GO): animal organ development
Cellular component (GO): nucleus
Source: RefSeq, a predicted model, not a curated record
GUGUAGGGGGGAAGGGAAGGCUAGAGGAGGCAGAGGGCUGGGCUGGAAUGAAAGCACAGUACUGGGUAAAGAAGGUGCUGAGAAGGAAGCCACUGGAAGGCAUUGCUAAGGACCAGGAGUGGACAGGGCAUGGGGUAGAGAUGGAAGGCUGUGGCGGAAGGAGCAGAGUGAAUGCUGAGGAGAUUCACUUUCAAGACAGGGUGAAAGCUAGACAGUGGCGUAGAAGCAGGCAGGGUAAGUGUUGGGCAAGUGAAGUUGGAGGACCAUGAUUGUGUUAUAUAAACUUACCUCGUUUUCCACGUGAAGAGAUGUCUCAGCACCACACUGCAGGAAGCUUGGAUCUAAAUCGGUGGUCUUCCAAAUCUUUUUUGCUUGUGUAUUUCCUAGAAGGAUUUUGAAAAACUGCAUACUCUUUUACACUUUUAAAGUUGAUUCACAGCAAGUUGCAAAUACAUGUACCAGAAGAUCCUAUGCAUCCUACACUCUGCCUCCAUCAUCCAUGCUCAACUACAGCACAAGAGCAAAACCAGAGCUUAUCCAGAUAUUGCAGCCUGGCUCCUCGCUUAGCUUGUACGGAGCUCCCCACUAAUGUGGACAAACCCUGAUACCCUCAGGUGACAGUCACAUGGCUCCAAACCCAGUCUGGCCACCUGCUUCCUCCACAUGGAAAAGGAAGGUUGUAAGGCUCGUACUAGCUUAAUAUCACUGUGAUCUGAGAUCUCUGCCCUUUGAAAUUUGUGGAGACUGGGUGAACCAGUGUAUGGCAAGUUUUGACUCUAGCAUUGUAUCCUGUAAUGGGACUUCCUGUUGAGUGCUCCCCCACAUCCAACACCAAGGCCACUGAACGCCUCUUUACCAACAUGCCGCCGCCUCCGCUGUUUGCAGACCCGCCAGCUGUGUGACGAGCUUCCUCCACACCCUCCCUGGAUCCUGCAAUGAAUAAACUCUAGCUGUGGAAAGAACAGCAAACACAGAUCAGAGCCAAGAGAUAGAUGGCAGUGGAUGUGAGCUUCAGCAAACGUAUGCCUGGCUCCUCGCUUAGCUUGUACGGAGCUCCCCACUAAUGUGGACAAACCCUGAUACCCUCAGGUGACAGUCACAUGACUCCAAACCCAGUCUGGCCACCUGCUUCCUCCACAUGGAAAAGGAAGGUUGUAAGGCUCGUACUAGGCCCGGUGGCAUCAGAGCCGAGUGAUGGAUGACCUGCGGUCCCAGAACCUCUCCAUGGACAUGACCGACUCCUCUCCCGCCUUGGCCAAUAACAGACUGGAGAAUGGCAUGGCCCAGCUGAUCACCACCGAAGCCUGGAACAUCAACUCCACUGACCUGGUAAAGAAGGCCCUGGUGACCGUGCCGGCCCCGUCCAUCCUGAACCCCCCGGCCGAGUCUCAGAGCGGCGUGGCUCUGAAGGUGGCGGCCACCGUGCUGCAACCCCUGUGCCUCGGGGAGAGCCCGGUGGUGAUGCCCAUUCACAUGCAGGUGGAGGGAAGCUCGGCGCCCGAGCUCAACCCUAAUGGCAAUGCCACCUAUGUCAUGACCACGCAGGGCCCCGUGCAGCUGCCCGUGGUGCUGGAGCAGCACGUCUUCCAGCACCUCAACUCCCCUCUGGUCCUGCCACAGGAGGCCCCGUGCUCCUCCAGUGCCAUCCACAACAACCUGUUCCAGGGAGCCGAGGACCCCGAGGCCCCACCCCAGCUCCUGGACCUGCGGAUCCCCAGCCAGCCGCAGGAGCCCACGUUGCCAUUUGAAGCCGUGCUCCAGAAUUUGUUCCCCUCACAGGGUGCUCUCGGCCCCCCACCCUGUCAGCCUCCUCCUGGAUACGCCCCGGUGCCCCCCCAGCCCUUUAACUCCCCGCUGUCCCCCCUGGUGCCCCCGGCCACCCUCUUGGUGCCCUACCCUGUGAUCGUGCCCUUGCCCGUGCCGGUCCCCAUCCCCAUCCCCAUCCCGGUGCCUCAGAGUCCUGAAUCCAAGCUCGGCUCCAGUUUCCCCAAGCCGCCGUCUUCCUUCGGCCUGCACCCCUUUAAAGGCGGCCAGCCCCCCCUGGAGAAGGAGGAACUGAAGCCCUUCGAUCUCCUCCAGCCGAGGGAGUACUUCCAGCUGAGCCGCCACACGGUCAUCAAGAUGGGCAGUGAGAACGAGGCCCUGGAUCUGUCCAUGAAGUCGGUGCCCUGGCUGAAGGCGGGCCAAGCCAGUCCCCCCGUCUGCCAGGAAGAUGCGGCCCUAGACCUGUCGCUGGCGGCCCACCGAAAAGCUGAGCCUCCCGUGGAGACCCUGUUCGACGGCAGCGGGUCAGUGGACCGCCCGGCUCACGGGGCGCUGGAGAAACUUCCCGGGGGCGGGGACGCGCCCUUUGCCCCUGCCACGGCCCCCGGGGCCUCGGCCACGGAGAGCCACGUGGGGGGCAGCAACCCCGCCCAGCCGCCCGGCCAGCCCGGCGGGGACGUCAAGGCCGAAAAUCACCCUGACGUGGUGAGCGAGUCCCAGGCGGCCAAGGUGAUCGUCUCGGUGGAAGACGCCGUGCCCACCGUCUUCUGCGGCAAGAUCAAGGGCCUCUCGGGGGUGUCCACCAAAAACUUCUCCUUCAAAAGAGAAGACUCCGUGCUUCAGGGCUACGACAUCAACAGCCAAGGAGAAGAGCCCGUGGGCAGCACGGAGCCCCUUAGGAAACCCGUCAAAAACCGGAGCAUAAAGUUAAAGAAAGUGAACUCCCAGGAAAUACACAUGCUCCCGAUCAAAAAACAACGGCUGGCCACCUUUUUUCCAAGAAAGUAAAUAAUGGCUUUUUAAAAUUUUUAUGAUUAUAAUAUGGGGAAAGGUGCAUUGGUUUUAUAAAAAGGCAUUUAAGACAAAUUAUCUUUGUUAAUUAUUUGGGGGAGUAGUUGGGAAGUGGGAAGGCGAAUUGGCUCUAGAGGCCCUGUAAGCUAGGAUCGUUUUCUUUUUUAAUUUUUGACUUUUCACAAAUGAGUAAAUAAGAGCAACCUAUUUUUCAAGCAGAUUGCACAUUUUUUGCAGCUUUAAUGGAAUAUUGGGUGAAUCAGAGGGGUAAAAAAAAGCUAUUUUCAUUGCCACAAAGUGCUUUGAUGAUGUAAUACCUAAUAAAGGGUAGGAUGAAUAUUUCACAAUAAAUGUUUGUUUGCACUAA